CGCCCUAAAUCUAGUAUUUCCUUGGUCUUUCGCCCGCUUUCGAGAACCUCCUUGUUCUCUGGCAAGCCGAAGCAAAAAAGAUCAAAUAGUCGAAUUCUCAAAUUUCUUAGCGCGAGGGAGAACGAGAGGGCGAGCAGCCGGAAAAGCCGCAGAAAACAAAGUUUUCUUUUUUAUCCUUAUCUUCUGCAACUUCGAUUUGAUAUGGAAAGCGGCAAAGCACUCACAGACAUCCAGUCAGCGGCAGAUGCGGUCUCCGCCGAGGAAGCCUCAGAGUCGCCGCUUCACGAGAUUGAGAGCCUCUGCAUGCGAUGCGAGCAGAAUGGCAUAACCAGAAUUCUCCUGACUAGGAUUCCUCAUUUCAGAGAGUUAGUGCUAAUGGCAUUUGAGUGUCCACAUUGCUACGAAAGUAACAAUGAGGUCCAGUUUGCCGGCCAGCUUCAACCACGUGGGUGCUACUACCAAUUGAAAGUUCCUUCUGGUGAUCAACAGAUGCUUAACCGCCAGGUUGUGAAAUCCGAUUCUGCUACCAUUAAGAUUCCAGAGUUAGAUUUUGAGAUUCCACCAGAAGCUCAGCGUGGCACCCUUUCCACGGUGGAAGGAAUACUUAAGCGGGCUGCCGAUGAAUUAGAGGGCCUUCAAGAAGAACGCAGGAAAGUGGAUCCAGGAACCGCUGAAGCCAUAGAUAAAUUCUUGAUAAAUUUAAGGUCUUUUGCUGAAGGAAGUGCUUCCUUUUCCUUCAUUCUUGAUGAUCCAGCUGGAAAUAGCUUCAUUGAGAACCCGUAUGCUCCAAUGCAAGAUCCUUCAUUAUCUAUCAAGUUUUAUGAGAGGACACCGGAGCAACAAGCAACACUAGGUUUUCUUGCUGAGAUGUCCGAGGAAAUUGAGAGGAAGUGUGAGAGUAAUUCUCCAACUGAUGAAAAAAGGAUUUCAGGGAUUGGAGUACAAGAGUUUUCCCAUGGUUCAGUUGGAGCUAUUGCUAAUCGCCAUGCAAUCGCUCAGGUUAAUAGCGAUCAAGAUGCUGAAGCCUUAUACAGAUACUCGGCACCAGAAGAGGUUGAAACUUUGCCGUCAACUUGUGGAGCAUGUGGAGCUCCAUGUGUUAUCCACUUCUAUGCAACCAAAAUUCCAUAUUUUCGGGAAGUAAUUGUCAUGGCAAGUUGUUGUGAUUUAUGUGGUUAUCGCAGCUCUGAGUUGAAGCCGGGUGGUGAAAUUUCGAAAAAAGGAAAGAGGAUAAUAGUACGUGUGCAAACUUUAAAAGACCUCAGCAGAGAUGUGAUAAAGUCUGAUACUGCAUGUGUGAAAGUACCGGAGCUAGAGUUGGAGCUUGCAAGUGGCACAUUAGGUGGACUUGUUACCACUGUUGAAGGUUUAGUUACUAAAACUAUUGAAAAUCUUGAGAGAGUGCAUGGAUUUAUGUUUGGGGAUAGCCUUGAUGAAACGAAAAAGAAAAAAUGGCAGGAGUUCAAUCAUAAACUAAAGAAGCUUUUAGAUUUGGAGGAGCCAUGGACUCUUAUACUGGAUGAUGCACUGGCUAGUUCCUUCGUUGCACCAGUGACAGAUGCUAUAGAGGAGGACAAACAACUUCAUGUUGAAGAGUAUGAGAGGACCUGGGAACAAAAUGAGGAGCUGGGCCUGAAUGAUAUGGACACAUCUUCUGCUGACAAUGCUUAUAACUCAACUUCCACUGGUGCCAUCUUUCAGGAAGUAGCUUUAUAAUGCUUAUAUUCUCAAAUAACUUAUAUUCACAUAUGCUUUGAUCUCAUGUAAGCAUGCCAAAUUAGAAUAUCAAAGAUGGCUCGAAAGUCUUGCUUCAGACACUCGUAUUGAUAUGUUUAAGUUGCAAAGGAUGUAUAAUUAUGUAGUGAAGCCCUUAGCUGGAAUAUAAGUAGCCAUCUUGCGGUCAUUUAAACGCGACCUUACUGAAUAUUUAAAAGAGAUUUUGUUUUUUCUUCUCUUUA
Messenger RNA from Dendrobium catenatum, 1958 nucleotides. RefSeq names its product zinc finger protein ZPR1. The coding region runs from base 202 to 1716 and encodes 504 amino acids. NCBI's taxonomy places the organism in Eukaryota, Viridiplantae, Streptophyta, Magnoliopsida, Asparagales, Orchidaceae. Gene Ontology annotation, cellular component: cytoplasm; nucleus. The record is from RefSeq and is a predicted model, not a curated record. Gene Ontology annotation, molecular function: zinc ion binding. The transcript is spliced from 16 exons.